AUGCGAAUGAAGAAAAAACAAAAAAGUAAAAAUGAGCAUUGCAUUAAUGAUUGUUCUGACUCGGAGGAAGUUGAGUUGGUGUCUGGAGAAUGGAGAUGCUUCCAUACCUUUCCUCACUCCACCUUCAAACAAACUAAUGUGAUGUGAAGCUGAGAACUCAAUUAAAAAAAAAAACAAAGAAAAAGAAAAAGAAAAAGAAAACGAGGUUGUUGGUGUGUGUGUGUGUGUGUGUUAGUAGUGUUAAUGUUAAUGUUAACAGUAGAAAGAGAAAAAAGAAGCGCAAAAAAGAAGGCUUGAAACGCGGCAUGGCGUCGUCGAAGGUUGUCUCGACGAAUCCGGAUCUGCCACGCGACUCAUCUAUAUCUCCCAUUUGCUCCCUUCUCUCCGAUCUCAACCCCACCUCCAUGGACGACCUCCUCAAGUCCAUCACCCCCGCCGCCAAGACCGUCGACGACGUCUGGAAGGAGAUCGUCGGCGGCGCCGCCGCCCACCCCGCCGCCAACGACGACACCCUCCAGAUGACCCUCGAGGAUUUCCUCACCAAGGCCGGCGCCGUCAGGGAGGAAGACGUCCGAGGCGGUGGCGGCGGUGGCGGCCCUUCCUCCCUCCCCUUCCCCCUCCCCGAGGGCUCCUCCUCCUCCGUCGAGCCUUUCGGCAACGGCGUCGCGCCCUCUCCUUCCGUUCACAAAGGGAAGCGAAGGGCCGUUGAGGAGCCUGUUGAUAAGGCCACUCUUCAGAAGCAGAGGAGGAUGAUCAAGAAUAGAGAGUCCGCCGCUAGGUCCAGGGAACGCAAGCAGGCUUACACUUCUGAGCUCGAGUUUUUGGUUCACCAGCUGGAGCAAGAGAAUGCGCGCUUGUUGAAUGAAGAGGCUGAUAUGAGAAGGCAGAGGAAAAAACAGCUAGUUGAGUGCAUCAUUCCAAUUGAGGUGAUGUCUAAACCAAAAAAAAAACUUCGGAGAGUAAAUUCAGCACCAUCAUCAUUGUGAUCUGUUUAUCAUCACUCAUCAACAGGCUAGGCUUUGUGGCUUGGUGUAGAUAUAAGGGGAAGAAAGGUUUAAGAGAUUAUAGCCAUUGCAGGUUCUUGGAGCUACAUUGUAUAGAGAAAAUAGCUGCAGUCAAAUAAUCCAAGUAUUCUAUUGAUCCACUGUUUGUGGAAGAUCGAUGGUUUUGGGUGGUUUUUCCCAGACUAGGCCUUGUAGGUAAAGUUGAAAUAAAAAUUUGUGUUAUGUUAAUCAAUGCAAUUUGGAUGUCAUGCUAACUUAUUUGGUAGAGAUAAGGAACAGCAGUGAGAGAGGAAUUGAUGAACAAUGGUGGAUAGUUAAAAUUUGAGUUUAAAUAUAAUGAAAUGUUCAUUUAUUAUAAAAUGAAAAUUGAAUUAACAGUCAA
Molecule: messenger RNA, 1386 nt
Organism: Cajanus cajan (pigeon pea)
Lineage: Eukaryota; Viridiplantae; Streptophyta; Magnoliopsida; Fabales; Fabaceae
Product: bZIP transcription factor 12
Biological process (GO): positive regulation of DNA-templated transcription
Cellular component (GO): nucleus
Molecular function (GO): DNA-binding transcription factor activity
Source: RefSeq, a predicted model, not a curated record